This is a messenger RNA of Drosophila busckii, 504 nucleotides long. RefSeq lists its product as uncharacterized. The record is from RefSeq and is a predicted model, not a curated record. Lineage: Eukaryota; Metazoa; Arthropoda; Insecta; Diptera; Drosophilidae.
AUGUUAUUUUAUAGUUGUAUGCAACAUGUAUUGGCAAAAGGCGUCGUCUUCAGAACUGGCGCUUGCCGCUAUGAUCGUGAUGUCUUCUCCAAUUUUACUAUACAAGUUAUUCACAAUAAAAUACACAUGGAUAUGAUGUUGAUACAAUCUCUAAGACAUGGCCUAAAGGGUCAUGUUAGCUUUGAGCUUCGUUUGCCUAAGGCGAACUCUUAUCAAAGCAGAUUUCAACAUGAUAUUAACUAUUGUGAAAUGAUUAAGGGUGCGCGUGAAUCUUUUUAUCGUCGCUGGUAUCUCAGCAUGAUGAAGACAGCAAACUUUGCCAGGAGUGUCCCAUUACUCCAGGCUUACUACUAUUUGAAGGGCUGGGAUUUGGAGGGAAAUCAAAUACCUUCAUUUCUAUAUUUGGGAGAUUAUCGAAUUACAGGCAGUUUUUACUAUGGCAAAUAUAAAAAGAUAAGUAAUCCACUAUUAGAAUGUUCGCUGGAAGGAUUACUUAAGACUUAA